AUGGCUGACCUUCGAGAACUGAAGGCCACUCGAGGCACCAUCAAAUCACAUUUUACGAGAACAGAAAGGUACCUCAACGAUCAUCCCACGGCAUCAGCAGCAAUCAUUCAGAGCCUAGCACCUAAAGAUGCAACGGAAGCUCGAGCAUUCAUUGAGGAUGAGAACAAGGAACGCGAAGCUGGAGAGAAUCGUUACUACAUCAUGGCUGCAACAAUGCAGGAUAUUCUCAAUAGAGAGAAAGAAGCCCUAGAGCAUCGGCUGAGAGCUGCUGCCGCUGCGGCUGCUCCAAUUCAUCCCCAGGGUCAGCCUUUUCAACGAGUGGAGACUGAGUACAGACAUAAACCCAAAUUACCUGAAAUAAAAAUCCCAAUUUUCGGUGGUAAUUACACCCAGUGGCUACUUUUUCACAAUUCAUUUCGUUCAAUAAUUCACGAUAAUCCGAACAUUCCUGCUAUUCAAAAACAUCAUUAUCUUAUCGGUCAACUGAGUGGCGAGGCUCGCGAAAUUGUUCAAAAUAUAUACAUCACUGAGAACAGUUAUGAGACGGCCUGGAGGCUGCUGGUCCAGACCUAUGACAACGAACGAAUUAUCAUUGACACUCACCUUGAGGAGCUGUUCAAUUUUCCAUCCAUAAGCAAAGAAGACAAGUCAGAAUCAAUAAAGAAGCUGGUUAUGCAUAUCCAGAGUCAUCUGGGUGCUUUAAAGACAUUUCAACAACCCACAGAGCACUGGGGCACACCCAUCAUUCACCUAGCAAAAAAACAACUAGAUUACAGUGAACAACGAGAUUGGCAAGAUCACAUUAAAGAUCGUACCCAUGAGCAGAUGCCCACUCUGGAAGAAUUUUUACAAUUCUUGAUCACACGCAGCCAAACACUCAAGAUGAUAAAUCAGAACAAAACCAAAGCAUCUAAUCCAAAACAAACUCAGCAGAGUGAGAAGAAAUCGGAGAAAAAGCAGGAGAAAAAGUCACAUUGGCAAGCACAUCAUCAUACGUCUGUAAAUUCUGCAAUGACAGUCACCCUGUUAACUUCUGUGAAGAGUUACUGA
Molecule: messenger RNA, 1050 nt
Organism: Diachasma alloeum
Lineage: Eukaryota; Metazoa; Arthropoda; Insecta; Hymenoptera; Braconidae
Exons: 2
Coding region: 1-1050 (349 amino acids)
Source: RefSeq, a predicted model, not a curated record